This is a messenger RNA of Panicum hallii, 603 nucleotides long. RefSeq lists its product as uncharacterized. The record is from RefSeq and is a predicted model, not a curated record. Bases 1 to 603 code for a protein of 200 amino acids. The transcript has a single exon. NCBI's taxonomy places the organism in Eukaryota, Viridiplantae, Streptophyta, Magnoliopsida, Poales, Poaceae.
AUGGAGGAUCAAACAUGGGAGGCCUACUUCACCGAUACACCUCCUCCUGAACCUAGCCUAACCAAAAUCAUCACAGAUCUACGGAAGAGAGUACUAGUGAGCCCCAUUUUUGUCUGCCUGGUAUGCACCAAAGAGUCCAGCUCCCAGCAGCACAUGGCUGUGCAUUGCAAGAAACAUGUCCAGGCAGGCAUGGCUAAGGGGACUGUUAAGCACAUCAAGUAUUAUCCAGACCACACUACAUGUCAUUUUUUCGGCAUUAAUCCGCAGCCAACGACUCCUCAAGAUUCUGGAUCUGCAAAUCGGGUUAAGCAAGUACCCAUGCCAAGUUACAAAACUGUUCUUUAUUAUGCUGGCGAUGCUUUCGUGUCACACCUAGCAAGUAUGCUUCCUGAGAACCCUAACGGAGUUGGUCCAAUCAUAGCCCCCAUUGGAAACAGGUCCAACAUUGACCUGACACUUCGACUGGGUUCUACUCGUGGUACCAUAGCUGGUGACUCGGAGGGGAUGACAUUCCCGUUACCUGGCUCAUCAAGCAGUGCCAACAACAUUCCCUCUGGUGACGACCCCAAAGGGAAAAAGGUGAUCUCAGGGACACAGAGUUGA